UUUGGUCUUUCAGAUUUUCUUUUCCUGAUCCGUGAUUCUUUGUAUAAGAUUCCAUAGCUCUGAUAUUCUUCAAUUAAAUAUGGAACUUCUGGUUGCUAUUUUUUAAAGUGAAAAUUCCUCCAAAUCUGUUCAAAGUUUGAGAUUUUUCCCAUGUUUUGAGACAGAAAAGGGAAUUAAAAGUUGUGGGAUUUGGCAGUGAACUAUGAUUAUGAUCUGGGUAAUUGACCAGCUGCUGUUGAGUUCCAUUUAUUCUGCAGAUUUUGUAAGCUUGUAUGUGUUUGUAUUAUGAUUGGUGUAUUUCAAAGGGGCAGUAGAGAAGAUUGUUAGAAUUUGGAAAUUUUGAUGAUGAUAGUUCACAAAUGGAACCCAAAUCGCCUUCAAAGGUUAAGCUCUCAGUCAUGGGAUUCAAACGAUGGAAACGGGUCUUGAAAGUUUUCACUUUCGGCUUUCUCAUUCUGUUAUCCUGUAUUGGUGUUUACUUAGCAUUUAAUUUUGUGAAGGCUUGGAAUGUAUUAGAGAGUUCAUAUUAUACUGUUGUGGUGGACUGUGGAAGCACUGGAACACGAGUGAAUGUAUUUGAGUGGGAAAAAGGAGGUUUGGUUAAUCAGGGCCUGCCUUAUUUGGUGCAUUCUUAUCCAGAUUAUUCGACCAAGAGUCCACUUUGGAGAAAUUCUUGCCACUACCAUUGUAUGCAGACUGAGCCUGGUUUAGAUAAAUUUGUUGGUAAUGCUUCAGGAGUGAGGGCAUCUUUAGAACCAUUGAUUGCAUGGGCAGAACAGAUGGUACCUCAUGAAAGGCAUGGAGAUACUCCUAUAAUUGUUUUAGCUACUGCUGGGCUGAGGAGGUUGGCUGCCGAGGAUGCUAGGCAGGUUUUGGAUGAUGUGGAGAUUGUUGUAAGGGGACAUUCUUUUGUGUAUAGUAAGAACUGGAUAAGGGUUUUGACUGGGAAAGAAGAGGCAUACUAUGGUUGGGUUGCUCUGAACUAUAAACUGGGUAGCCUUGGAAAUUCAUUGAAAGCAUCUACCUUUGGACUUCUUGAUCUAGGAGGUUCAUCAUUGCAGGUUGUGGUUGAAGUAGCUGAAGAGAACGGCAAUGAAAAUGUCAUGACAUCAAAUAUUGGUUCAACAGAUCAUAACAUUUUAGCAUAUUCAUUACCAGCAUUUGGUUUGACUGAGGCAUUUGAUCGGACAGUGGUCAUGCUCAGUCAAAAUCAAACAGACAGGGGAAAUACCACUAACAGAUUUGAACUCAGACACCCUUGUCUAAGUUCUGAUUUUGUGCAAAAUUAUACUUGCUCUGGUUGCGCUAUGCCAAAUGUAACUGAUCUUGAAAAUUCUGAAAGUCUGAUGUAUAAAUCUCAAUUUUCUUUGACAUAUUUAGUUGGAGACCCAAAUUGGGAGCAAUGCAAGGAACUUGUGAGGGCGGCUGCAAUGAACUACAGCGGUUCAGAUUGGUCACAUCAAAUAGUUGGUAGAAACUGUGAAGCAAAUUCAUCUCCUUAUGGUGGUAGCAAUAUGCUAAAUUUGACGGCUGUUGCCCAUCACAGUGGACGCUUUCAUGCUUUAUCUGGGUUUUUUGUUGUUAACGACAUGUUACACUUGAGCCCAAGGGCCAGUGUGACUGAGAUUUGGGAGAAAGGUGAGCAGUUAUGUUCAAGAUCUUCGACUGAGUUGAGCAGCAUUUCCCAAAGACAAACUUAUGCUGGACAAUCGUGUUUCCGGGUGCCUUAUGUGGCAUCACUUAUUGAAGAUUCUCUGUGCCUCGGCAAUGGAGAGAUAGUGUUUGGCCCAGGGGAUGUUUCUUGGACAUUGGGAGCUGCACUAAUCCAUGGGCUAGAUAGUAUUGAAACUCCUGCCAGCAUUUCAACUACAAAAGACAUGGAUAUCUUCUCAUCCCCUGUUUUCCUUUUUGUUCUACUUCUCUUCCUUUUGUUUGUUGUUUAUUGCAGCCAAAUCACGCUACCUAUGCUGGGCAGGAAAGUUGCAGAUGUUGGUGUAUCUUUGCCAUCUUAUGUUCAUCCAAGACGCCGACAAACUUGAUCUUUGGCACAGAAGUUAAGUAAUUGGUCUAGUUAGUUUGGUUGUACAACCAAAAUUCAUUCAUUCAUUAGUUAGGUUAGAAAAUUCUUUGAACAAACUGCUCUAUAAGUUGGAAAAGAUUCUGACAUGAUAAAUCAAAUUUGUUUAAUAGGUUUGGGUUCCAAAAAUGCCCAUUAUAUUGCUAUAAUUUUGAGGUUCAGGUUCCUUUGCCCUCCUUUUCUUGCUUUAGCUAUUUUUACCAUCUUGAGUUGUAAUCUUGUAUUGAACUUUUUCUUGGCAAGCUUAUUAUUAUGUUAAACUAA
This is a messenger RNA of Theobroma cacao (cacao), 2341 nucleotides long. Its product is annotated as putative apyrase 7. Gene Ontology annotation, biological process: nucleoside diphosphate catabolic process. NCBI's taxonomy places the organism in Eukaryota, Viridiplantae, Streptophyta, Magnoliopsida, Malvales, Malvaceae. Gene Ontology annotation, molecular function: nucleoside diphosphate phosphatase activity. The record is from RefSeq and is a predicted model, not a curated record. Gene Ontology annotation, cellular component: membrane.